UGUGUCACGACGCCCUGGAGGAGUUAAUGGUGACCUUUGUCCACACCAUCCACCUGCAACAUCCACCUGCAACAUCCACCACCCAUCCACCUGCAACAUCCACCACCCAUCCACCUGCAACAUCCACCACCCAUCCACCUGCCAUCCACCUGCUAUCCACCUGCUAUCCACCUGCAACAUCCAUCUGCCAUCCACCUGCAACAUCCACCUGCAACAUCCACCUGCAACAUACACCACCCAUCCACCUGCCAUCCACCUGCCAUCCACCUGCAACAUCCACCUGCAACAUCUACCUGCCAUCCACCUGCCAUCCACCUGCAACAUCCAUCUGCCAUCCACCUGCCACCUGCAACAUCCACCACCCAUCCACCUGCCAUCCACCUGCAACAUCCACCUGCAACAUCCACCUGCCAUCCACCUGCAACAUCCAUCUGCCAUCCACCUGCCACCUGCAACAUCCACCACCCAUCCACCUGCCAUCCACCUGCAACAUCCACCUGCAACAUCCACCUGCAACAUCCACCACCCAUCCACCUGCCAUCCACCUGCAACAUCCACCUGUCAUCCACCUGCAACAUCCACCUGCAACAUCCACCUGCAGCAUCCACCUGUCAUCCACUUGCAACAUCCACCUGCAACAUCCACCUGCAACAUCCACCACCCAUCCACCUGCCAUCCACCACCCAUCCACCUGCAACAUCCACCUGCCAUCCACCUCCAACAUCCAUCUGCCAUCCACCUGCCACCUGCAACAUCCACCACCCAUCCACCUGCAACAUCCACCACCCUUCCACCUGCAACAUCUACCUGCAACAUCCACCACCCAUCCACCUGCCAUCCACCUGCAACAUCCACCACCCAUCCACCUGCCAUCCACCUGCAACAUUCACCUGCAACAUCCACCUGCCAUCCACCUGCAACAUCCACCUGCAACAUCCACCACCCAUCCACCUGCCAUCCACCUGCAACAUUCACCUGCAACAUCCACCUGCAACAUCCACCACCCAUCCACCUGCCAUCCACCUGCAACAUCCACCUGCCAUCCACCUGCAACAUCCACCUGCAACAUCCACCUGCCAUCCACUUGCAACAUCCACCACCCAUCCACCUGCCAUCCACCUGCAACAUCCACCUGCAACAUCCACCUGCCAUCCACCUGUCAUUUACCUGCAACAUCCACCUGCCAUCCACUUGCAACAUCCACUUGCAACAUCCACCUGCCAUCCACCUGCCAUCCACCUGCCAUCCACAUGCCAUCCACCUGCCAUCCACAUGCAACAUCCACUUGCAACAUCCACCUGCCAUCCACCUGCAACAUCCACCUGCCAUCCACUUGCAACAUGCACCUGCCAUCCACCUGCAACAUCCACCUGCCAUCCACCUGCAACAUCCACCUGCAACAUCCACCUGCCAUCCACUUGCAACAUCCACCUGCAACAUCCACCUGCAAUCUACUUGCAACAUCCACCUGCCAUCCACCUGCAACAUCCACCUGCCAUCCACCUGCCAUCCACUUGCAACAUCCACCUGCAACAUCCACCACGCAUCCACCUGCAACAUCCACCACCCAUCCACCUGCAACAUCCAUCACCCAUCCACUUGCAACAUCCACCUGCCAUCCACUUGCAACAUCCACCUGCCAUCCACUUGCAUCAUCCACCUGCCAUCCACUUGCAACAUCCACCUGCCAUCCACUUGCAACAUCCACCUGCCAUCCACCUGCCAUCCACCUGCAACAUCCACUUGCAACAUCCACCUGCCAUCCACCUGCCAUCCACUUGCAACAUCCACCUGCAAUAUCCACCACCCAUCCACCUGCAACAUCCAUCACCCAUCCACUUGCAACAUCCACCUGCCAUCCACUUGCAACAUCCACCACCCAUCCACCUGCAACAUCCAUCACCCAUCCACUUGCAACAUCCACCUGCCAUCCACUUGCAACAUCCACCUGCCAUCCACUUGCAACAUCUACCUGCCAUCCACUUGCAACAUCUACCUGCCAUCCACUUGCAACAUCCACCUGCCAUCCACCUGCCAUCCACCUGUAACAUCCACCUGCAACAUCCACCUGCCAUCCACAUGCAACAUCCACCUGCCAUCCACUUGCAACAUCCACCUGCCAUCCACCUGCAAUAUCCACCUGCCGUCCACCUGCCAUCCACUUGCAACAUCCACCUGCCAUCCACCUGCCAUUCACCUGCAACAUCCACCUGCAACAUCCACCUGCCAUCCACCUGCCAUCCACCUGCCAUCCUCCUGCCAUCCACCUGCAACAUCCACCUGCAACAUCCACCUGCCAUCCACCUGCCAUCCACCUGCCAUGGCAACCUUUACGGCCAAAGUCUAG
Procambarus clarkii (red swamp crayfish) is the source of this 2347-nucleotide messenger RNA. The record is from RefSeq and is a predicted model, not a curated record. Lineage: Eukaryota; Metazoa; Arthropoda; Malacostraca; Decapoda; Cambaridae.